ACGCGAGACUGCAGCAUCUUCACCGAGUCAGCCGAGCCGCACGCCUCUUUCCCCGCGUCUUCCUGCAGCUCCGGACCCGCGCCGCCCGCCGACACCCCGCGGUGUCUCCAUCCGCGCCUCCUGGAGCCAGGACCGGACCACCGCACUGAGAUUACGCUCGGAUUUUCCUCCUCCUUUUUUCUUUUCAUAUUAUCAUAACAACCGCGAUUCUUUUUCUUUUUUUUCCUUCUUUGUUUUGUUUCUUCGUCUGUUUGUUCCUUUGUUUGUCUUGUUUUCUUCACUGUUCGCGGAGGAGCGCCACCAUCUGCCGGACAUGAGCGGAACGAUACGCACAUCCUAGCCCCGCGUAUCCGAAGCUUCUUGGAAGAGAAAGUAUUUUUUUUUUAAAUCAAUAUUUUUAUUGUGACCGUUUUGCCGCAGGAAGCGGAUCCGGUGGAUUUUUGUUUCCAUCUUUCCGUCGCUGCGCAGCAUCUCAACCUGCUGCGUCCGUCAGAAAAAAGGCGUAUUUCCCCCUUUUCUUAAAGCGACCUCGCUUUCUCCCAGGACUCAUCUGCACGGCUGCGCUGCGUAAAGACCAGCGGAGAAAGGGAGGAAGAAAAAAACAAAAAAGAACACACACAUCACACACACACACAUCACACACACACACAUCACACACACACACAGCACACGCGCGCGCGCGGACGGGGGAUUUAAGCGCAGACGCAGCUUAAGCAUCCAAGAGCGAGCUCGAAAAUGAUGGCCGGCGGAGCUGUGCAGCAAAACGGCAUUUUCUCAAGUCCCCACCAUCACAGUCAGCAGCCGCACAUGGAGUCCGACCCCCCGGAUUCGCGUAAAAGACCCCUGGAGACCCCGACGGAGGCCAGCAGCACCAAGCGCACAAACACGGGAGUGGCCUUCCUGCAGCCCCUAUUUGAAUCUGAAGGCAUUGUUUACCCUCAACAAGAAACUGAGACUCAUGAGGAAGGCGAGUACUUCCUGAAGGUUUUGAUUCCCAGCUAUGCUGCUGGUUCAAUCAUUGGGAAAGGAGGCCAGACCAUCGUUCAGCUACAGAAAGAGACUGGAGCCACCAUCAAACUGUCAAAAUCCAAAGACUUCUACCCUGGCACGACAGAGCGGGUGUGUCUGAUCCAGGGGACGGUGGAGGCGCUGAACGGCGUCCAUGACUUCAUCGCCGAGAAGGUGAGGGAGAUGCCUCAGAGCACCCAGAAGACAGAACCGGUCAGCAUCCUGCAGCCGCAGACCACCGUCAACCCGGACCGCGUCAAACAGGCCAAGCUGAUCGUCCCCAACAGCACAGCCGGCCUCAUCAUCGGCAAAGGCGGCGCUACGGUCAAGGCGGUGAUGGAGCAGUCUGGGGCUUGGGUCCAGCUAUCCCAGAAGCCCGAGGGCAUCAACCUGCAGGAGCGUGUGGUCACAAUCAGUGGCGAGCCGGAGCAGAACCGCAAAGCCGUGGAGAUUAUCAUCCAGAAGAUCCAGGAAGACCCUCAGAGCUCCUCCUGCCUCAACAUCUCCUACUCCAACAUCACCGGCCCGGUGGCCAACUCCAACCCCACCGGCUCCCCAUACGCCAACUCCACCGAGGUGAUGCCGGCGGCGGCGGCCGCUGCAGCCGCCACCGCCUCCUCUCUGCUGGGCCAGGCGGGCCUGGCGGGAGUCGGCGCGUUCCCGACCACCAUGUCCAGCUUCUCAGGCAACGACUUGCUCGCCAUCACCUCCGCGCUCAACACCCUAGCCAGCUACGGCUACAACACCAACUCUCUGGGGCUGGGGCUCAAUCCCGCCGCCGCUUCCGGGGUGUUAGCCGCUGUUGCGGCUAACGCCAACCCAGCAGCGGCCGCCGCGGCUAAUUUGUUGGCGUCGUACGCCAGCGACGCGUCUACCAGCGCGGCGCACCCCGCCGCGAGCCUGGGAGGCCUCUCUCUGGGGUCACUGGCGGCCGCCACCGGCGCCACCAACGGCUACCUGAGCGCGGCGUCACCUCUGGUGGCGUCGUCUCUCCUAGCGACGGAGAAGCUAGCAGAGGGAGCGAAGGAAGUGGUCGAGAUCGCCGUGCCGGAGAACCUCGUCGGCGCCAUCUUGGGGAAAGGCGGGAAGACGCUAGUGGAGUACCAGGAGCUGACCGGCGCCAGGAUCCAGAUCUCGAAGAAAGGCGAGUUCAUCCCGGGAACUCGGAACAGGAAGGUGACCAUCACGGGGUCGCAGGCCGCCACGCAGGCCGCGCAGUACCUGAUCAGCCAGCGGAUCACCUACGAGCAAGGCGUCCGCGCCACCAACCCACAGAAGGUGGGCUAAACCUGACAGCCGCCCGAAAUGAGGAGGAAAAGUGAAAAAGGAAUGGGGGCUUUGGGGGAGGAGAGCAAAGAAAAAGGGAGAAUGGAAAAAAGGAGAGGAGAGAAAGAAUAUCGGAAGGAAUCGUUUGCGCCGUUUUCUUCUGUGUUUUCAGUAUUCUAUAUUAAAAAAAAGGAAGUUUUUUGACUCAAAGCAAAAAUGUGCUGAGAAGGCGAGGAGGGGAGGGGGAGCGAGAUAUUACGCUGAAAAACCAAGAAAAAAAUGUGUAAAAUGUAAAUAAGGUUUUAUUACUUAACGUCUUGACCUUUCGGGAUUUUUUUAUUGUUUUAUUUUUUGUUCAGUAAAUUAAGCUGUCUGUGUAUUGUGUGGACAGAGCUGAAUGCCAUUUAGAAUGGGAGGCUACAGAGUGCGGCGGGGGUCAGGGGUCACGAGGGUCGGGGUGAGGCGGAGGGUUGGUGUUUACAGGGUGCAACGCUCCAGAAUCCCGUCCCAGCCGCCGGCGCCUCCAGCCCACACGCUGUAUCCUCAAACAGAUUUCAGUUUGGUUUAUUUAAUCCAGGACGGUUUUUAUUUCCCCCUUUCGCUUCAGCCCCUCCCCUUUUUAACGGUUUAAAAAAAAAAAGAGAAAGAUUGCAAACUUUAGCUAAAUGUGUGUCAGCUAAGAAACGUCCUCAACUCCCGAAAACUUCGCCUCCCUCAAAUCUCGGUGAGGAGCGUGAGGGUGUUUCUUCAUUCGCGCACACACACACACUCGCGCGCGCACACACACACACAGGUGCAACCGGUGCAGCGCUGCAGAUCCGUCUCUGCAGUAUAACAACAAUAACACUAAUGAUGACAGUAGCUGCGUUUCCAACACAAAUGUGGGCAAAAUUUUGUUACCAGUUUUGCAAUUAAAUAAGAAAAGUGAUGAGUCGUUAAAAAAAACUACUUCCUGUUUUCUUCUUCUUUGUGGUUUGAGAGUCGACAUCCAGCUGCUGGUCAUGUGACUCAUGUUUCCAUUGCAGUUUUUAUUAAAAAUAAAAUAAAUUAAACUUUUUAUGAAGAGAAUUUAAUUUCAAAAUGUCAAAUGUCGCCGUCACAUGUUGACUGGAAACGCAGCUAAUGUCGUUUUGCUACAGGAAAUCUCCACCACUGUCGCUAUUUAUUCAUAAUAUGGCCCAUUGAAGCGCAGUCUUCUUUUUCUAAUCUGUGAAUUCAGGUUGACAUGAAUGUAAAUGAGA
This is a messenger RNA of Poeciliopsis prolifica (blackstripe livebearer), 3515 nucleotides long. Its product is annotated as RNA-binding protein Nova-1-like. The transcript has 5 exons. NCBI's taxonomy places the organism in Eukaryota, Metazoa, Chordata, Actinopteri, Cyprinodontiformes, Poeciliidae. The record is from RefSeq and is a predicted model, not a curated record. Gene Ontology annotation, cellular component: nucleus; cytoplasm. Gene Ontology annotation, molecular function: mRNA binding. The coding region runs from base 736 to 2295 and encodes 519 amino acids. Gene Ontology annotation, biological process: mRNA splicing, via spliceosome; regulation of alternative mRNA splicing, via spliceosome.